AUGCUAUUCACCCUGACCCCCUCUCCCUCGAUCGGCCAAUCCGACUCGGCCUCCUGUCCGGAUCUGCCACAUGGUCCCGUAGAUCCAUUCCUGAUCUUUCUGGUCCUAGAAGCACGUAAACUGCCACCUCACCGAGCAGAGCGCCGAGGCUCAGAUUCCCAUGAUUGCAGUUUGCUGCGGAGAAUGGUAAGGUUCAUUGAUGAUGUCGGCGAAACGUCUGAGAAUGUACAAGUCCACGAUCAGAUAACUACUGUAGCAAAGGACUUUGGACAAGGGGCUUUUGACCGAUACACAGUGACCUCUCAAGCGCUUCAAAUGUCCUCGCCUGUUGCUGGGGUCAAGGCGAGUCCCGUUGGCCGGUCCGGGGCUAUUGCUGGUGGCAGCGGUGGUGUCUCUCGAUUCUCUGGUCCGAUGACACGGAUUCCAGAAUUUCAGACGACGGCGUUGACCUCCGGCUACCUCGAAUACCCGACAGAAGGAUCCACAACCACGCCCACAGCAAGGGGUGGAGGUUCUUUUGGCGGAGGAGAUGACUUUUUUCGAGGUGGUUACGGCCAACCGAUAGAACAGCGUAUCGGCUCUGGCACCUUCGAGGGGACUAGCGAGUUUGGUGGGCAUGGUGAUGAACCUUGGCCACCGACAGUAGGCUCGGGAGGAAGAAGAGUGCGUGGUCAGCCCCGAGGGAGUCGACAGCACCAUUGGCACCAGUCACAGCAGCACCUUGUGGCGCGAUAUCGGUGA
This is a messenger RNA of Protopolystoma xenopodis, 741 nucleotides long. The record is from the annotation of a GenBank genome assembly. NCBI's taxonomy places the organism in Eukaryota, Metazoa, Platyhelminthes, Monogenea, Polystomatidea, Polystomatidae.